Molecule: messenger RNA, 666 nt
Organism: Mauremys reevesii (Reeves's turtle)
Lineage: Eukaryota; Metazoa; Chordata; Testudines; Geoemydidae
Product: phospholipase A2 inhibitor and Ly6/PLAUR domain-containing protein-like
Exons: 5
Coding region: 16-666 (216 amino acids)
Cellular component (GO): extracellular region
Molecular function (GO): phospholipase inhibitor activity
Source: RefSeq, a predicted model, not a curated record
UGCUUCCCCAUCGCCAUGGAGGCUUCUCUUGUCGUCUGCACCCUCGCUGCUCUCCUGGCUACGGGGGCCUGUCUGCAGUGUGAGGUUUGCUUCGGCCUAGCAACCAGCUGCACAGGCGACCUAGAGACCUGCGCGGCCGGGGAAGACUCCUGUGGCGUCGCUCUGACAGAAUCCACACUGGCGGGAAUUAAGACCCAGAGCAUUCUCAAGGGCUGUAUGCCGUCGAGUCAAUGUAAAGCCGGCCCCGUCUCUGUGAAUUUUGGGCAGGGAAUGAGAACACAGACAAGCUUUGCCUGCUGCGUGGGAGACGCCUGCAGAACAACCACCGUUACUGUGCCCCCGGCUGACACCACACCCAACGGCCGGCGCUGCCCAGCCUGCGUCGCUGUGUUUGCUGAUCAGUGCAGCGAGAAGACCAUACAGUGCACGGGCGACGAGACCCGAUGUGUCGACAUCGUCGAGACCCUAACAGCUGGUGGAAAUCCAGUGCAGAUGGUCAUGAAGGGCUGCGCUUCCGAGUCCGUCUGCGCCCAGAUAAAAUUGGGUUCGUCGACCUUCGCAGGGCUCAGUGCUGAUCUAACCACGGCCAAAUGCACAGUGGCCUCCGGCGCGGUGGAGGUGGCACCAGGGCCAGGCGGGCUCCUGCUGCUGAAGCUUCGCUCCUGA